AUGGCGGAUCAGUUGCCGGAAUCCGGGCCCAGCAACCCAGACAAUUAUGAAAUUGUGCGCAAAAUAGCGCUUAUCCCGCAAGAACAUACCCAGCUCAUCGUGGGAGUACAUUGCACAGGACACGGGCGAUAUUCCGACGUCUUCGAGGGGGUCAACGUGCGAAAAGGUCUCAGAUGCGCCAUCAAAUCGCUCAAGGCCACCCGGGACCACCACGUCCGCCGCGAGAUCAAGGUCCUCGAGGCCCUGCGCGGCGGGGUGAACAUCAUUACGCUUCUUGAUAUCGUCACGGGCGACCAGGACCGGCCAACCUCCCUCGUCUUCGAGCUUGCCGACCACGUUGACUUCCGGUCGCUGUACCCCCGGUUCAGCGCUGCCGACGUCAAGUUCUACACACGUGAGCUGCUCAAGGCCCUGGAGUUCGCACACGACCAGGGCAUCAUGCACCGCGACGUCAGACCGCACAACGUGCUGUUCGACCCUGCCAAGAGAAGGUUACUCCUAAUCGACUGGGGCUCAGCCGAGUUCUACGAGCCCCGGACCGAGUACACCGUGCGCGUGGGCCGGGCCUUCAAGGCCCCCGAGCUCCUGCUGCACCACGGCGAGUACGACUACGGCGUGGACAUGUGGCAGGUCGGCUCGAUGCUGGCGGGCGUGGCGUUCCGGCGGGAGCCCUUCUUCCACGGGGUGAGCAACGCGGACCAGCUGGACCGGAUCGCGAGGGUGCUGGGCACGAGCGGGCUGCGCAACUACGUGGAGCGGUACGACAUGGGGAUGGCGGACGUGGACGACGUCGCGGUCCACGCGGGGCGGCCGUGGCUGGAGUUUGUCACUGACGAGAAUAGGCACCUGGCGGAGGAGGAUGCGAUUGAUCUUCUGGAUAAGCUUCUGCGGUGGGAUCACAAGGUGGGUUUUUUACUCUUGAGGAUGUUGGUCUGGGAGGGGGUUGUUGAGUGUCUUGUUAACCGUGAUGAGUUUAGGACCGGUUGA
Molecule: messenger RNA, 987 nt
Organism: Clonostachys solani
Lineage: Eukaryota; Fungi; Ascomycota; Sordariomycetes; Hypocreales; Bionectriaceae
Source: the annotation of a GenBank genome assembly